Cynocephalus volans (Philippine flying lemur) is the source of this 5137-nucleotide messenger RNA. RefSeq names its product ring finger protein 144A (gene RNF144A). Gene Ontology annotation, cellular component: ubiquitin ligase complex; Golgi apparatus; cytoplasm. The coding region runs from base 385 to 1263 and encodes 292 amino acids. Lineage: Eukaryota; Metazoa; Chordata; Mammalia; Dermoptera; Cynocephalidae. The transcript is spliced from 10 exons. Gene Ontology annotation, molecular function: ubiquitin conjugating enzyme binding; zinc ion binding; ubiquitin protein ligase activity. The record is from RefSeq and is a predicted model, not a curated record. Gene Ontology annotation, biological process: ubiquitin-dependent protein catabolic process; protein polyubiquitination; positive regulation of proteasomal ubiquitin-dependent protein catabolic process.
GUAACGGCACCCCGCAGCCGGCCCCGGGCGGAGCCGUCGGAGCCGCGCGCCGCGGCCGAGCAGGAGCCCCGGCCGCGCGGGACCAGGCCAAGAUUUUGGGCUUGACCCCGUGCCAGUGGGAGCCAUCGAUGGUUUUGGAAGAGGAGACUGAGUGAUCUGAGCCCUGCUUCCGAGUACCUAGCACCCUGCUGAGCCUGACAGGCUCCCAGGGCCCCCAGGCCGGGAGGGACCCCUGGUGCCAGAAGACCUUCUCCCACUUGUCCAUGUGGGCACCUGAAGUGAGGGAAGAGCCAGCUGAAUGCACAUAAGCACAGCAGGACACCAGGUCUUGACUGGAAGAUUGUUCCUCUCCUGUCUGCGGGACUUCUCAGAGACUGCUCUGCGAUGACCACAGCAAGGUACCGGCCCACCUGGGACCUGGCCCUUGACCCACUGGUGUCUUGCAAGCUCUGUCUUGGGGAGUAUCCGGUGGAGCAGAUGACAACCAUAGCCCAGUGCCAGUGCAUCUUCUGCACGCUGUGCCUGAAACAGUAUGUUGAGCUCUUGAUCAAAGAGGGAUUAGAAACUGCAAUCAGCUGCCCAGAUGCUGCCUGCCCUAAGCAGGGCCACUUGCAGGAGAAUGAGAUUGAGUGCAUGGUUGCAGCUGAAAUUAUGCAAAGAUAUAAAAAGCUACAGUUUGAAAGAGAGGUGCUCUUCGAUCCCUGUCGCACUUGGUGCCCGGCGUCCUCCUGCCAGGCUGUGUGCCAGCUGCAGGACCUGGGGCUGCAGACCCCGCAGCUGGUGCAGUGCAAAGCCUGCGACAUGCAGUUCUGCUCCACCUGCAAAGCCAGCUGGCACCCCGGCCAAGGCUGCUCAGAGACCAUGCCGAUCACCUUCCUUCCCGGGGAGACCAGUUCUGCUUUCAAAGUGGAAGAGGAUGACGCGCCCAUCAAGCGCUGCCCCAAGUGCAGGGUGUACAUCGAGCGCGACGAGGGCUGUGCUCAGAUGAUGUGCAAGAGCUGCAAACACGCCUUCUGCUGGUACUGCCUGGAGUCCCUGGACGAUGAUUUCCUCCUGAUACAUUAUGACAAAGGACCCUGUCGGAACAAGUUGGGCCACUCCCGGGCAUCUGUGAUCUGGCAUCGGACACAGGUUGUGGGCAUUUUUGCUGGAUUUGGGCUCCUGCUCCUGGUGGCCUCACCGUUCCUGCUCCUGGCUACUCCCUUUGUGCUCUGCUGCAAGUGCAAGUGCAGCAAAGGCGAUGAUGACCCGUUACCCACCUAGAGCAGGCUCGGUGCUGGAACACGACCCCGGCCUCCAGGAAGUGCGGCUCUCCCCACCCUGCCCUGCUGCCCCCUCACUAAACAUCUUUCUUGCCUUAUGUGCCCCAUUGAGCUUCACAGUGUCAGGCUGAAUGCCAUGAUUUCAGGGACUGGUGUCAGAAGGUUUGCCGAGGCCCCGGGUGCAGUCAUCUAGGCAUGGGGACGUGGGGAGGCGAGGCAGGCACUGGCAGGGCACGUCCUCGAGUCGGUCUGCGAUGUGACAGGGAAGUGCAGUCUGGGGGCAGCUCACCGGGCAGCCUUCUCCCUGUGGCAGUAGACUAGGAGUGUCUGGUGGUGGCUUAAGAGACCUCAUGCAGAAUGAAGCCCGUCUCCUCGGCUUCAGGAUGGCGCCGUGUUGUUGCGAGAAAUCUUUUAAGAAUUACAACUCUCUUCCGACAGAAUCCGAUUAUUCCAGCUUGAGAACAGCACUCUGUUUAUGACAACUCUUUUUAUUACUAAUGGCAUUUAGUAAAAUCAUUUUUAGAUAGUAUUUUUUUGUUCUUUGUUUUUUUGUGUUUUUUUUCAACUGACUUGUAAAAAUGAACAAGGUGCAUAUAAACCAGCCUAUGCCUUUCUUGAAAUGUGUAUUUUGAGAAGUUGUGGUUAAAUGACUUUUCUGGCUUGGCCACUUUUCAGGAGAUUUAGAAAGCCUUAUGCGCUCUUUGUGUUUUUCUUGAAACUUGCUGUAAUAACUUUUCGAACGCUGUAAGCUGUGUACUGUUUUAAAUAUGGUUUCUCUAUUGCUGCGUUUCUUUGAAAAUAUUGACAUGUUUAAAGGAACAUCUCCAUUAGAUUUGCUUUUUGUUUCUUUCUCUCUUUGUUGAUUCAGCUCAGCUCCCAGGACUCGUCCCUUCUCACCCAGAUAGUGGCAAAGACUGUUUAAGUUCUUCAGACCAAAUGUUUUACUUGGAAAUAGUUCUCCUCGGAAUCACUCUGGCAUGGCCUCUUGCCCCAGUCUUCCAGUAGACAGUAAGAAAACAGCAGUGCUAUUGAUCCUGGCAGAGGCUGGUGGGCUCCAGGGCGCUGGGGAGGAGCUUCCUGGAUUUUCACAUGUUUUAAAUGCUUUAAUUAUUUUGAAAAAUCAUAUACCUUACACAGUUCCAAGUCCCUUACUAACCUUUUUGCCAUGGCUGGGAAAAAGCUUCCAUCUCACUAAAUUAUUCCGAUGUGGGGAUCUUACCACUUGGUCUUUUGCAGGGCUGUGUGUGACUCUCUCUAUGGCAGCAAAAUGCAUGGAUCGAUAAGAAGACACACAUCGCUCCAUCAGUUGACAUUGAAAAGUAGAGAAAGUGUAUUCUUUAAAGAAAGUUGACUUUCAAAGGCACAUGUGCUUCUAAGGAGCAAAAGGCAAAUGUAGAUUUAUUAUGGUGUCAUUUCUUAAAAUGUGUUAAUAAGCAUUCUACAAAGAAGUAAAACAAAAACAGAAUCCUUUUAUCUCAGUUAUUUGCUCAUAGCAAGCACAUUUUUAAAAUGUGGUGAUUUUGUGUGUAUUUGACUUCUACAUUUGUGUAUCAGUGUCAGGUCUUAGUUUACCUUCCCUGUGGAGAAAUUUCUUCUUUAUUACCUAAUAUUAAAUAGGUGAGAAGAAUCAGCAUCAUCUCACUCUUCACCCAGUUUUGAUUUUCUUUAUGACACUGAAGCCAUUUAGAAAAUCAAUCUGUGUCAAAUUUAUUUUCAAAAUGUUCCUGUAAUUGUAAUAUAAAAGUUUAGUAAAUAAGAACAUGCCUGAAACAUCUUUCUGGAUGAGGUUUGAGAUACUGCGAUGGGGUCUAGUGGUAGAAUGGCUUUUCAGCCUGCAAAUUGUGGGUGCAGUGGUCUGGCCAGUGCCCUUUAAAAUGCCUAUCAGAGAUGGCAGGCCAUGACCCUAUUUCCAUUGGCCCAUGGAGCAGGAGUUUAUGACACCCCAGACCCUCCUGCCUGUAAUACCUGCUGUCCACUGCAUGAGUCCAUUCAGUAGAACCCUGUCCUUCGGGUGGGAGUCAGAGAUUCUGGAAAGCUUGCAUCCCCAGGGCUAGCACUCAGAUCCCCUUAUUCCUGGAGGGACAAGAUUUCCUUCUAUCUUGGGAGAGUCUUUGGCUCAAUCAUGAACGUCUGUAGCCCCAAACAUCCUUGUGCCUUCAGUCCGAUGUGUCUCACAAGCAUAUGGUGUGACCCAGGUAGGGACCACAGAGAUCCUGGGGCCAGCCAGGAGCAGUCAAAUUAGCACCUACCUGCUCUUACUUUUUGUAUCAAGCAUGCCUGUUUCCUCAGUUUGGUUUAGUAACGCAGUUAAAAUUCUUCACUCCGUAUCAAAAUACCAGCAGGGUCACAUAGAGGUGCAUAAACUUGCAUUUUCCCCUGCCAGACUGCUUUUCUUUGCGUGAGGAAUGCCACUACCAUUGUUUAUGGUGAUGCGGGAUCACGUGCUUACCGUACAACGUAAAUAGAAACAGGAGGAUGCCCUGGACUUCACCUUGGUCUUGCUGCCGCUCCCCAGUGAAACGUGGGAGUGGACGGAUUCACGCCUCCGAUCCGGUGUGGUCUGUCUUAGUUGAAAAAUGACAUUCACUUUUUUAGUCUGAUGUCCUGGAAGCACAGAUGUUUAUUUAUUUAGAGGCCUUUAAAUCCUGGGGAGCAGAGGAAGGAGGCCCUUAGGGAGGGACUGUUCCACUGUACUGCUGUGCCAUCGGGGUGGCUGCUGAGGACAUGCUGACCUAGAGGUUAUCUGAGGCCCUCUGGUAACUGACUGUGCUAUGAGAUUUUACUGGACGUACCUGAUGUCACACGAGGCCAGCGCCUUCAGAGAUGGAGUCACCGUGGCUGUUCAUGGAGCAGAGACUGACUUAGCAUCUGAGCAGAAAUGAAGCCUUUAGCAUGAAUCUCUGUCCAAGUCCGUUUUUCCUUCAUCACCUCCCAGAAGAAGCUACACACUGAGGGACCAACAUCUGCCACCUCUGACAUCUUCUCAAAGGAGAACAAAUUCUCUUUACAACAUAUUAUUCCAUAAAACUGUUUUAGGACCCAGGCCAAUUCCUGAUUCGAACACAGGGCCCGAGGGGAGGGGGAUUAUCAGAGAUGCAAAAAUUCCUUCCAGAUGAGUUUAUCUUUUUCACUUAGAUUACAAAAAUUCAAAGAUAUUUAAUAAAUUAGGACAGCAAAUUUUCCCUUGGUAGUCUUUAAUAAAUUAGGGGAUUGGAGAGAACCAGGGUAGGCGUUUGCAUAUUUCUCAGAUUCUCAUUUAUUAAUAAAUACACCAGUUUGUGUGUGUAUACAUACAUAUGUACAUGCAUAUGAUUCCCAAGAAAAUCAAGGGAAAACAUUUCGCACGUAUAAAGCUUCAUGAAGUUCUUUUAAAAAUACCAAAGUUUCUUUAUUCCUUAUGAUUAACUCAAGCCCUUAUGAAAAUAAACAAAAUGAAGAGAUUAUGACAGGUAUUGCCACACACACCAAAUGGAUUGCAGGGUCCUGCAUUACAGUACAACUGCCGAUGCGCCACAGCCAGAAGAGCGCGCAGUCUCAGUCUGUACGACCUGUGGUCUCCCCGCCCUCGGCUUGUGUAGUCCUGCCUUCCACAGCGUGGGAGCCUUCCUGGGGGACAUGCGUGCCACAGGCCUGGCCUCUUCUUCUCUGCUCACUUUACCAUGGGUGUAUUUUAAUCUUGUAUAAAGAUACGCAUGAAUGAGUCAUGCAUAUGUAGACAUUCUGUAUUUGACAAGUGGUGGUAAAACAAAAACAAAACAAAUUUGGUUUGUGUUUUUGAAAUGUCAGUACAUUUUGUGCCACUAACACUGUGAUGUAUAAAAGCGCUGUUUGAAUGCCUUUUAAUGUUGUGUUUUGUACUUUGGAAUCCUAUGGAA